AUGGAUCAGACCACAUUCAAUCAAUAUGCCUAUAUCGAUAAAAGUUAUAUAAAAAAUGGAACAUAUAACUCAAUUAUACUAACAUUAAUUGAUUCUGAAGUUCUUACACCCAAGGAACCAUUUCCUCAACUAGCGAUUGAAAUAGCUAACCAAUCUAAUUCUCUAUUACUCGCUUUGGAAAUACGAUAUUUUGAUAAUUCCGUAAUUGGCAAUGAUACUGCAGGAUCAACUCUAUGUGAUCUUACAAUAGAACAGAUCCAUGCAGAUAUUGCUCAAUUCAUUUUUGCUUUUGAAGGCAAUUUCAACUUUCUAAAAUCCAGAAUUUUGCUUGUUGGCGCAGAUUUUGCUGCUAGUAUUCUUUCAUGGUUUCGAUACAAGUAUCCACAGUAUUCCAUUGGUAUAUGGGGUUCAUACGCUCAAACAGACAUUAUUUUCCAAAAUACUUUUAUUGAUCAGAAUAUCAAAGCUAGGCUUACUGCUAUAUCUGAACAUUGCUAUGACAUAUUCCAUGAAAUGUUUAAUACCAUUCACAUAUUCGUUAAUACUUCCCAAAUUACAAAACUAAAUCAACUUCUUCAACUAUUCGAUUUUGGCCAUGGAACGAAAGGAGAAGACGCUUUAUACAUGUGGAACUAUUUCUUUACGAUGAUUGAUUAUUUUCCAGGAGAAAAAGGCAAAGAUAACCUAGAACGAGUUUGUGAGCGGAUUAAAGAUUAUGCAAUUGAAGAUUUCGAUAAAACAGUAGCAGAAUUUGCGAGGAUUUACAAAGAAACUGCAGAAAAAGCAAAUGUCAGAAUAUCUCACUUAAAUCCUUUUAAUUUGCUUAACAAUUCGAUAUCAUCUUCAAUGAGAAAUGACAGACUUAAAUACUACUUGAAAUGCUCUCAAUUAGGAAACUUUCACGUGUCAAAUGGUUUCAUUUCGCCAAUGAUUAGCACAGAUUACUACUGGAUUACUUGUUUCUCAUUAUUCGGUAUAAACUCAUUCAGAUCAAUACACGCCGCACGCAAAAAAUACAGAAAUCCAUAUCCAGGAACAGUUUCAGUUUUCACAAGUAACAAAUACAACAUUCACCACAACCUAAUGCCAUCAGAUAAUAUAAAUAACAACGUGCAAGUGAUAGAAUUACCUGGAAUUGGACGAUUCUUCGAUACAGAUGAGGAUUCACCAAAAGAUUACAAAGAAGAAAGAGAAAACAUGAAAAUAACAUUGACCAAGUGGCUUACUAAUGAUUGUGCCACAAAUUGUGAUCAAGGAACCUGCAUUUUAGAAAAAUGUCGUUGCAACAAUUUAUAUGAGGGAGAAUACUGUCAAACUAAUUCAUACGACCAAAAUGUUGUGAGGAAUAUCUCAAUGUAUACAACACUUGCAAUUACUUUCGUUCUGAUCUUCCUUUGCUCACUCGGAUGGUACAUUUUGCUCAAAGUACCGAUUUCUACUUACCUUACAACAGGAAAUUAUACUUGA
Molecule: messenger RNA, 1467 nt
Organism: Trichomonas vaginalis G3
Lineage: Eukaryota; Parabasalia; Trichomonadida; Trichomonadidae
Product: serine-type peptidase protein
Exons: 1
Coding region: 1-1467 (488 amino acids)
Biological process (GO): proteolysis
Molecular function (GO): serine-type exopeptidase activity; dipeptidyl-peptidase activity
Source: RefSeq, a predicted model, not a curated record